CACUUCCGCCGUCGGCAGCCCCCGCUUCCGGCCCCCGUUCCUUGGUAACAAUGGAGCAGAAAAUGGCCGCUUGAGAGGGGGCGCGGGGAGACGCUGCUGCCGCUCGGGGACGCGCGAGACCGGAGGCACCAGGACCGAGCCCGCGGCGCGGCGGGGCGAGCGGCGGAGCGAGGCGGCCACCCGGCCCGGCGGUGCUGGCGGCGGCGGUGUAUAUUUCAAGGCUUUUCUGCAGAUGUUUUGCUUCUACUUUGAUGCACAUUUGCACUACUUCUGUUGGAGUUAAUAGCAACAGGAAGAGAAUAAGCCCAUAACAUGUGACAUCUUUAAAAACCUGAAAGCACAGUCCUCCAUUGCGGUUAGAACAAUCUGCACUUACUACUAAAAGACAUGAGCCCCUGCAGUCUUUUGUGUCCUCUGUUGACAGCUCUUGGCUGACGGAAGAAAGGAAAUUCUGUAUUAUACUGAGAUUCUCUUCCACUCUUUCAUCAACAUGGAAAGCUCAGAUUCUAAUGAUAAAGGAAAUAUUGAUCAAUCAGAAGCUCAGCGUCGUAGUCAGCUGGAUCGAUUAGAUCGGGAAGAAGCUUUCUAUCAGUUUGUCAAUAACCUGAGUGACGAGGAGUACAGGCUUAUGAGGGAUAACAAUUUGCUAGGAACUCCAGGUGAAAUUACUGAAGAAGAGUUGCUGAGAAGGCUACACCAAAUUAAAGAAGGUCCACCACAGCAAAACAGUGAUGAGAAUAGAGGUGCAGAAUCCACUGAAGAUGUAUCUAAUGGAGAUUCCAUCAUAGACUGGCUUAAUUCUGUCCGACAGACUGGAAAUACAACACGAAGUGGGCAAAGAGGAAACCAGUCUUGGAGGGCAGUGAGCCGGACUAACCCUAACAGUGGUGACUUCAGGUUCAGUUUGGAAAUAAAUGUUAACCGUAAUAAUGGGAACACCAAUUCAGAAACUGAAAAUGAGCCAUCUGUAGAACCUUCCAAUGGGGAGGAUUUGGAAAACAGCCAAAGUGACUCUGAGACCCCUCGGUCUGAAUCGCCAUCAGGAGGGCAGACUGCAUCUGAAAGGAAUACCUCUGAGGAAUUGGCAACAGAGGAAGCUCCUUCACACAGAGGUCAGAGAAGAGCAAGAAGUAGGAGCCCAGAGCAGAGGAGAACACGAGCUAGGACUGAUAGAAGUAGGUCACCUAUUAAUCCAGUGAGUGAGGUUCCUCGCAGAUCUCAUCAUAAUACGUCAUCUCAGACAUUUGAUCAUUCCCCGGUAAAUGAAGCUGAGGGAAGUUCUAGAACUAGACAGCACGUGACGUUAAGGCAGCAUUCGACAGGGACUGAGAUGCCAAGUGAAAGCGCAGCUCUGUUUUCAACCCCUGAAGCAAGACCUGUUCCUCAAGCUGCUGGUUCUUCAGAAACUAAUGCCAGUGGUGAGUCUGCAGCUCCUGGACAGAGGCCUCCUACUAUAGUCCUUGAUCUUCAAGUAAGAAGAGUUCGCCCAGGAGAGUAUCGGCAGAGAGACAGCAUAGCCAACCGAACUCGGUCGAGGUCCCAGACUCCAAACAACACAGUCACUUAUGAAAGUGAACGGGGAGGGUUUAGGCGCACAUUUUCACGUUCAGAACGGGCUGGAGUGAGAACUUACGUCAGUACCAUUAGGAUUCCUAUUCGUAGAAUCUUAAACACAGGCUUUAGUGAGACUACAUCAGUCGCGAUUCAGACCAUGCUAAGGCAGAUCAUGACAGGCUUUGGAGAGUUGAGUUACUUUAUGUACAGUGAUAGUGAUGCAGAUCCUAGUGGCCCAGCCCCGAAUCAAAGUGGAGAUGCUGCUGAGCCACCAAAUGGAGGAGGAACAGGUGGUGGUGGUUCGAGUAGUGAAGGUACUGAUGCUAGCUCAGGGGAAGUCUAUGAAGGUAGUAAUGAAGGAGGUUCCACAUCCGGUGCUAGACGGGAAGGUCGGAAUACCAGGGGUUCAGUCACUUUUGAAGAAAGUGGUUCUCUACCAUUCCUUAGCCUAGCACAGUUUUUCUUACUAAAUGAGGAUGAUGAUGACCAGCCGAGAGGACUCACCAAAGAACAAAUCGACAACCUGACAAUGAGGAAUUUUGGUGAAAGCGAUGCCCUGAAAACCUGUAGCGUCUGUAUUACGGAAUACACAGAAGGCAACAAACUUCGUAAACUGCCUUGUUCCCACGAGUAUCAUGUCCACUGCAUUGACCGCUGGUUAUCAGAAAAUUCCACUUGUCCUAUUUGUCGCAGAGCAGUCUUAGCUUCUGGUAACAGAGAAAGCGUUGUCUAAGUGAGAUCUGAGCUUGUGGCCAAACAGCUGAUGUAAUAGUGAUGGGCAAAGAUGUCACUUCCUUUUUGGCCACCUUUUGAGUGGUGCCUACAUAUAAAGUAAUCACUUCGAGUGAAUGUUCCCUCAUGAAAACAUUUUCUCAGAUUCAAAGCUUUUAAAAUGGGCGUCUCUUUAGAGUCCCCAAAUCUAGUCAAGUUUCAGUGUAUUGAAUUUUAUUUGCUCAAAGACACCUAUCUGCUAAAAAAAAAAAAAAAAAAUUGUUAAAAAAAAAAAAAGUUUUGUGUUUUUUCUUUUCUUAUUAAGACUGUUAAGUUCCCUUCCCUAUUCCAGUGCGGUUUGAACCUUGAGGAUCUCUCCUGUGAGAACUUAUCUAAGACAUCAUCCCAGUUACAGAACAUACUUCAUAAUGUGUUUUGUUUUUUAAAACGGACUCAUCUGCCCCAUUGAAGUAGGAGCUCAGUUCAUCGGCAUCCUUAAAUAUCAUUUUAAUGUUUAUAUUGGGUGUUCUUUGACAUCUCUGUAAAUAACACUAACGUUAGUCCUUUUCCCAUCACUAUGGCACGCUGUAGAGUGAGCUAAUAGCUUAAUUGGGAUAUUUAUCUUGUUGUGGAAAUAUAAGAAUUGCCUAUGCUUGUUUAAAUAAAAAUAAAUUCUGUUUUAAAACUGUAAAGCUUUUUUGUAGAAGCUCAGUACUUUUUCCAAUGCACUGUUGUACUAAUGCAUUAAAAAUUAAAAUUGUACCAUGCUUAGAAAUGAAGAGAACGCUUUUCAUAUAAGACCCACCACACACAGAGCAAACGAUACAAGAGAGCUGCUUUUGUAAAUGUGUUAUUGUCAAGAGCAGUGCAUAUCUGUACUAUUUAAUUUAUGUGAACAGCUACUGUAACACAACAGUUAACAAUUAGACACCUUAAUUGCAUUAAAACUGAUGGAAAUUGAAUGUUAGCAUUGCAAUGUUUUGGCUCAGUACUGCCAUCAAAAAAUAUGAUGAUAAAAAAAAAAAAAAGUAGAAACCUGCUCUGAAGACUCUUCUUUUUGGGCUUUUUUCCCCCUUUAUAUGGUUACUUUGGUAAAAUAACAUAUCAUUUUAUUUAGUGAGGAUUAUACUCCAGUUUUGUAUAAGCUGUAUUUUAAUCACUGGGGUGCUGUGUAUAAUUUCCAACAGACAGAUGUUGGCAGAUUUUUCAUCAUUAUGUGCCACAACAUUAACUUCUGUGGAAUUUUUUUUAGUGACUUAGCUGGCUAGUCUCCAGAGUCAGAGGUGGUCACCUGUGACCAAAGUGUUCCCAGCAGAGUGAUUGAUUUAAUGUUCAGGCAUAGCUGAGAAAUAAUCGUUUGAUGGGUUUCUCAAAUUAGUUGUCAGUCUUAAGAUUGGUAAUUGUUAUUUGAAUACAUUUUAAGAACAAUGUUAUGGAGCUAGACUUUGCAAUUUGUUUUCUUUAAAAUAAUAGGCAUCUUGAAUUCCUCUUUAAAGACUGCCUAAAAAUCAGUUGCAUGUUAUAUUGCAAGUAAAUAGAUGGCUUAUCAAAAUUCAAAUCGUGGAAAUGCUUUUUACACCGUCACAAUUUUAAGUCUGCAUUGGAAAAUGUUUGUAGCUUAACUCUCAUUAGUAUUGUGGGAGGGCUGCCCCCACCCCAGUGAAAUAUUACUUUUCUUUUUCCCUUGGUAAUUUUUUUUUUUCAAUUCUGUAAGUUUUUUGCAAGGAAAGCAAAGUUUUAUUUUAAGUACAAAUGAGUAGUUAAUUAGGAUAUGAACUGCUCUUGCGGACAAGAUGGAAAAGGUUGGUUGAUCCUCAGAUGAAAAAACCAAAGCUGACCUAUCUUUAAAUUUAACAAAUUUUCAGUGUUUCCUAGUGGUGGUUACAUAGAAGAUCAUCUUAACUAUUAAGCCAUUUUAACUUCCCAGCCAGUUCAGGAUUCCAGCCUUCUGGAGCUCUCCUGUUCUUCUAAGUGUGCAUUUUUCUUAUUCAAUCCGAUGGGGAACCCAGGAACCCUGACUGGCUACUGUGCUCACUUUCCUCCAGGUAGAACACACCUUUGUAGUAGAUGGGGGUAUUUCUGGUAUUUUUUUAAACAGAAGCAUAUAUAAAUAAAUACAUAUUCUCUUACAAUUUCUCUACUUGGCAUACAUCAGUCUAUAAAAUGGGAGGUUAGGUAUCUUAGUGGUUGGAGUUACAUUCAUGAAUGUAGAUUACAAAAUCUUAAGCAAAAAUUUCUUCUGGUAAAUAUUGGAAAUGAUCACUUGAAUCUUUCUUAUAGCAAUCACUUGCUUUUUCAGUAACUUUACUGAUUUAUUGGAAUACAGAUCUUAAAAUAUUUUCAUUGUAUUAUUUGCUACUCAAGGAUAUUUUUUUAGUUUUUUAUGCAUCUUUAUGAGAACUAAGGGCAGUGACCAGAAUAAAAGCACCCAGCAGAGCCAGUGGAGGAAGUCUAUAACGUCUGUCAUUUUAGCAGAGCCACUUUUCUCCCAUAACUUUCUUCUAAAUUUUCAAGAACUAAAUGCUUCAGUAAAAUCACCUUUUCAGUCUUACUAUUCCUUACUAGUGGCAUGCCUUAACAUUCUCUCUUACGUAAUGGCAGCAAUGCUUGGCUGUUUCUGGUUCCCAAGAAGGUACCAGAAAAAGUCAGUUCAGUGAAGAAUCCUUUGACUCUUUCAAAUAUUUAUAAUUGAGCAUUAACUAUACCAGAAGCACUAAGGUGAAGGUCUUUUCUUCCAAGACAGUCAACAAGAUUGCAGUUGCUGAUGAGUGGAAGAAACCUAAGCAAAUAAGGCCGCUAUCAAAUUUCUCUACAGUGCUGCAAGAUGAACACUGGCAUAUGACAGCUUUGAUUUAUAUCCAGGAACUCCUGGUGUUUAUGAACAAUAUGCUUUAUAAACACUGCAAAACCAAAUCUGUGAAAAGUGCAGGCCUGACCCAGCAACAGAUUCUCGCUGGCUUAUGCCCUAAUAGUUUGAGAGAACUUAGUUCAUUCCUGUUAUAGUAUUAGAAAGUGUAGAGCCAUUCUUUUAAAGUUAUGCUGGAUCUCUUGAAAAGCUGGUGUAAACGCUUUAAUUGCCAAUGUCGUCUGUCACUGCAUAACAGUCACUUGGGGUUGGCAUGGUCAUGGUUAGUUGGAGUUGUUUUGUUUGAAUCACUGUAUUUAAAAGUAUAAGACUCCCUUUGUGCCAAGCAUUUCUAAUUGCAUCUGUAGCUUUCUCAAACCUAUUAUUUUCAGUAUUGAAAUCACAGAGGAAUGUGCACUAUUUUUGCACACAUUUCACUAGCAGUCUCUCGGCACUCAGAAGGUUAAAAAUGCAUCCAUUGUCUCUCAAAUGCCCAUGUGCCCAGAUGAACAAAGGGGUGGCAGCCUUGUGAUGCAUGUGCUGUUUUCAGCUCCUUGGUUCGCAGUGCCAUCUUGUGGUAGCCUGUCUUACCCUCCUUUCAAAGCUGGGGGUAAAUGUACAUCUAUCUUGGUUUUCACUAGUUGAGAACUUCUUUUUCUGCAAAUUGAGGUGGAUUUGUAUUUCAGGGUGCCCCUCUGCUAGUUUGUCACCAAAGCUGUUGCUGUUUACAUGCACGCACGCACACCUUCAUGUUUCAAACAUCCAUCCUUUGGGCAGAUAUGGAAUUACCUCAGGAACUUCUUGGAGGGUUGAUUUUGAGUCCUCUGUGUCCAUGGCUGAACAGACUGUCUCCAUAGAUACUCAAGCGCCCAAAGGGUUUAAACAUAGAAGAUUGCACGUAAUCUUUUUCUAAGCGUGCUGCAUACUGUUCUACCCAAAUUGCGAAUCUGUGUGAAGUUUUAUUUUUGGUUUGCCUUCUAACGGAAAUAGAAAAUCUCAGUCACAACCACUUGGUUUUCAAAGUUUUCCUUUUACUGGCACUUUUGUAACUUAACCCAGCUUUUUGCAAAUAAUAGUUUACAGGCAGCUUUUUUUGCUUGUUUGGAAAAUGGUUGCUGCUUUCCAUGCAUAGAGCCUCUUCGUUAAUGUAGGAAGUGCUCGUGUGCAUGCCUGGCAGCUGCACUGACGUCCCAGUUCUGAAGGAGCCAUGAUGGUCCAUUGUGCCAAUUUGCAGAGUAAUGCGUUCCUGACUCCAUUGACACAAUGUACUGGAAUGACUGUCAUUCCACAUGCCCAUCACUUUUCUGUGGGUUAUGCAAAUAUGUAGAGUCCAAAAAGACCCUUUCACCAGUAUAAUGUCAGUAAGAUGUUUAUCGUAAAAGGUUUGCUUACAUGUCAAAGAAAUCCAUCUUCUACACUGUGUUUAUAAUAGGUAGGGUCUAAUUCUAAGAGGAAAAAAGAAAUUCAUAGAUUCAUAAAUGCAGUUGAAGCUGACCAUUGGUCUACCAAUUUGUACCAGUGUGCCUAGGUAUUUUGUGGGUCUUCCAAAGGUGUGAUCUUAAUCAGCACAGUGAAGUAUCAGAUAUUUAACUGGCUGGGUUAAGCCACAGCCUUAACACUUUCUUUGCUUUAAUUUGAGACCCUUACUAAUAUUGUAAAGUGUUCUUGUGUGUAACUGUUUGGUGUCUUGAUUUUUCUCACCUGUUUUCAUUCAGCCUUGGUUCUACUAUGGGGACUUAAGGGGCUUGAUUAGGGUUAUGUGGAUAGAUGUUAAGUUGAUUAGGUACACAGAUGUCAUUGAAUGCCUUUACCCACUUGUUUGGCUACUCCCAGGAGGAGCUGCUUUGGGGUGUGGGUUUGCUUUGAGCCACAUUAAUGGAAUUCAGCAACAGAUUCAGAAAUAUAUUUCACAUCUUCAGCAGCCUUUUUUUUUUGUUUGUUUGCUUAGGGAUUUUGAUGGGGGAGAGGAGACAGGAACAAAUCUAGUGGUAAUAAAGGUUACCCAAAGCACAGUAAAUUAUGUUUGUAUUUAAAAAUUUAAAAGUUUGAUUCUGUGACAUGAGGGCUUCCCAACCUUUUCUCCACUUAAGGAGCCUAUUUUUUCAUGGGCCCAUUAUUGAAUUCUAUUUGGUUCUUUCUGGCUUUUUGUUCAUUUCAGCUACGAUUUCAAGACCCCUUCCUGAACCCCAGUAUUUACUAGUCAGUUCAUUGGUUGGGAAGCCCUAUACCAAACUGGGAAUGUAACAAGUUUCCUUCUUGUACAGUGUUUUACAUCUGUUUAUAUUGGACUUGUUUAGUACAAAAUGGUACUCUAAAAGGUCAUAAUAACACCAUUUGAUCAUAUUUGAUAACUAACAUUUAGGAAGAGUUUGUUCCCUGUGUAAGAUGUCAUAAUGCAAAUUUUAAACAAACUCAAUAAAAUGCAUGAAGUGAUAA
This is a messenger RNA of Alligator mississippiensis (American alligator), 7546 nucleotides long. RefSeq names its product ring finger protein, LIM domain interacting (gene RLIM). Gene Ontology annotation, biological process: ubiquitin-dependent protein catabolic process; protein ubiquitination; random inactivation of X chromosome. Gene Ontology annotation, cellular component: cytoplasm; nucleoplasm. The transcript has 6 exons. NCBI's taxonomy places the organism in Eukaryota, Metazoa, Chordata, Crocodylia, Alligatoridae. The record is from RefSeq and is a predicted model, not a curated record. Bases 491 to 2287 code for a protein of 598 amino acids. Gene Ontology annotation, molecular function: ubiquitin protein ligase activity.